This is a messenger RNA of Theobroma cacao (cacao), 613 nucleotides long. RefSeq lists its product as uncharacterized. The record is from RefSeq and is a predicted model, not a curated record. NCBI's taxonomy places the organism in Eukaryota, Viridiplantae, Streptophyta, Magnoliopsida, Malvales, Malvaceae.
CAACACUCAGCAACCCACCAACACUAUCUGCCAGAGAUAUGGCGCCACCCUGACUAUUCUCUGCCAUUUUUCACUCUACGUAUCAUUUACAUGAAGGAAGAAGAAAGAAGGAUGGAGAACGAAGAAUCGUCAAGCAGGCCGUCUAUAGGGUUUCCUCUUGGUUUAGCCCUGCUUUUGAUCUUGUUAUUAUGCAUAAGCGGGUUUCUCAUUUGUUACCUCAAAUGGCACAAGCUUCGGGCCCUCAUCCUCCGAUCCUCCGAGGAUGACAACGACGAUAUUCAAUCAGAUAUCAAUCACUCACCGGCCGUUCAAGCUGCAUCUCCUGUCCUGAAACCAAAGCCAAGUACUGGAGGGCAGACCCUGGCGGUUUUGAUGCCAGGGGAUCAGGUACCAAGGUUCAUAGCAAUGGCUAGUCCAUGUGCGCCAGCGAUGAUGGAAAAGAUUACGAUAACAGUACAGAAGCCUCCAGCUCUUCCAGUGCCGUUUUAUUACUCGUAAAUAAACUUGUAUGUUGCUACUUGCCAUUGAACCAUGCAUCCCCUGUUCCUAUCGAAAAUUUUUAUGCAGAUUGUAUAUUCUAUUUAUUAGAAAUAGACAGAAUUACCUUGGUAUA